AAGAGAACACAUCAACACAGGAAUUCCUCUCCCUCGUAAAUUCUUCCAUCAGUGUCUGCUCUUAGCUCUUGCCGUGAGCUUUUAUGGUUAAUAUCUGACAAGCUUUUAGAAGCAGCAGAGUGCUAGAGAAGACAGAAGGGUACCGGAUAUGAAGAUGGGUGAGAAUACAGCCACAAAGAACCAUCUCCCACCCCAGGCUUUCAGUGUCUCGGUUGACACAGAUCCACAAAGUGACUCCAAGUGGUUUGAUGAUGAUGGGCGUCCCAAACGAACUGGAAAUGUGUGGACUGCUAGUGCUCACGUCAUAACAGCUGUUAUUGGGUCCGGGGUUCUAUCCUUGGCUUGGGCUAUAGGUCAGCUUGGAUGGAUUGCUGGACCAGCUGUGAUGCUUUUGUUCUCUUUUGUCACUUACUAUACUUCCAUUCUGCUCUCUGCCUGCUACCGCUCCGGUGAUCCUGUCAAUGGCAAGAGGAACUACACAUACAUGGAUGCUGUUAGGGCCAACCUUGGUGGUGUGAAGGUCAAAAUAUGUGGAUUUGUUCAGUAUGUGAACCUUUUCGGGGUUGCCAUUGGCUACACAAUUGCAUCUUCUAUAAGCAUGAUGGCAAUAAAGAGGUCUAAUUGUUUCCACCAGAGUGGUGGAAAAGAUCCAUGCCGCAUGAAUGCCAAUCCAUAUAUGAUAGGGUUUGGCAUAGCUGAGAUCCUUCUGUCUCAGAUUCCUGGAUUUGAUCAGUUGCACUGGCUCUCCCUUGUCGCUGCAGUCAUGUCCUUCACUUAUUCAACAAUUGGCCUAGGUCUUGGCAUUGGUAAAGUUAUAGAAAAUAAAAGAGUCAGGGGAAGCCUUACCGGAAUAAGUAUUGGCACUGUGACUCAAACUCAAAAGAUAUGGAGAAGCUUCCAAGCACUUGGUGACGUUGCUUUUGCCUAUUCUUACUCCAUCAUCCUCAUUGAAAUUCAGGACACUGUCAAAGCCCCACCUUCGGAAGCCAAGACAAUGAAGAAAGCAACUCUAAUAAGUGUUGUAGUGACAACGCUUUUCUACAUGUUCUGUGGCUGCUUUGGAUAUGCUGCUUUUGGAGACAUGUCCCCUGGCAACCUCCUCACUGGAUUUGGCUUCUACAAUCCAUAUUGGCUACUUGACAUUGCCAAUACUGCCAUUGUAAUCCACCUUGUAGGUGCAUACCAAGUUUACUGCCAACCCCUCUUUGCUUUUAUUGAAAAAGAAGCGGCCCGAAGAUUCCCAGAUAGUGACUUCGUUACCAAAGAUAUCAAAAUCUCAAUUCCUGGUCUCCGUCCAUUCAAUAUCAACCUCUUCAGAACGGUUUGGAGAACAACUUUUGUGGUUAUUACUACUGUGAUUUCAAUGCUCCUUCCCUUCUUUAAUGACAUUGUUGGUCUCCUUGGGGCUUUUGGAUUUUGGCCAUUGACCGUUUACUUCCCAGUUGAGAUGUAUAUUUCACAAAAGAAGAUACCAAAAUGGAGCACGAGAUGGCUUUGCCUCCAAAUCCUUAGUGUUGCUUGCCUCAUUAUUACUAUAGCUGCUGCCGCUGGCUCUAUUGCUGGAGUCAUUGAUGAUGUCAAGACUAUUAAGCCCUUCAAGACCAGUUACUAGACCAUUAGAAUUUCAUUGGUAUCACAACUGAUGAGCAUAUCACAAGAAGGAGAAGCCUACUUUAGGAUUUUAGUCCCUGCUCAUGUUGAUCGAUCAUCAUAUUUUAAUAUAUUUUCUUGCUGUUUAUUUUAGCAGUUUAAAAACAAAAGCUGGGACCAUGCCUGCAAUGUAAGUGGACAGUAAACGUGUCCCUAGGCACCUAUCCCCGCUCUGUAACUCUCUAUUUUUCACUGCAAAUUGAAAGAACUUCUGCAAAGGAUUACCCUUAUGAUG
This is a messenger RNA of Populus euphratica (Euphrates poplar), 1885 nucleotides long. Its product is annotated as amino acid permease 3-like. The transcript is spliced from 6 exons. The record is from RefSeq and is a predicted model, not a curated record. Bases 149 to 1612 code for a protein of 487 amino acids. NCBI's taxonomy places the organism in Eukaryota, Viridiplantae, Streptophyta, Magnoliopsida, Malpighiales, Salicaceae.